Molecule: messenger RNA, 528 nt
Organism: Cynara cardunculus var. scolymus (artichoke)
Lineage: Eukaryota; Viridiplantae; Streptophyta; Magnoliopsida; Asterales; Asteraceae
Exons: 1
Coding region: 1-528 (175 amino acids)
Source: RefSeq, a predicted model, not a curated record
AUGGCUACUUAUACUUUAUUAGAUGCAGAUUUAUACGGAAAAUCUGUUGAUCAACAAAAUUACCAUGCCAUGAUUGGAUCUUUAUUAUACUUAACUUCUAGUAGACCAGAUAUAAUGUUUGCAACAUGUUCUUGUACGAGAUAUCAGGCUAAUCCUAAAGAGUCACACCUUGCAGCGGUUAAAAGAAUUCUUAGAUACCUCAAAGGCACACAAAAUUUAGGCCUUUGGUAUCCAAAAGAAUCUAGUUUUGAGCUAAUUGCGUUUACUGAUUCUGACCAUGCAGGUUGUAAACUGGAUAGAAAGAGCACUUUUGGAUCCUAUAAGUUCUUAGGCGACAAGCUCGUAAGUUGGACUUCGAAGAAGCAAAACUGUGUUUCAACUUCUAAUGUUAAGGCAGACUAUGUUGCAACAGCUAGUUGUUGUUCAGAAGUUUUGCGGAUGAAGACACAACUUCUAGACUACGGGUACAUGUUCAACAAAAGUCCCUAUCAACUGCGAUUUAAAGAGCGCAAUUGCUAUAACUACUAA